This is a messenger RNA of Pelodiscus sinensis (Chinese soft-shelled turtle), 3134 nucleotides long. NCBI's taxonomy places the organism in Eukaryota, Metazoa, Chordata, Testudines, Trionychidae. The record is from RefSeq and is a predicted model, not a curated record.
ACGGCGCCCGGCCUCGGCCCCAGGGUUUACUUCUGCCCGCCCCCACCCCAGGGCCGUGUCCCCGAGCCCGCACCUCACACGCAACGAGACCUCGAGCCCCGAAAACUUGCGAGUGGAACAAUAAAGCGGGUGCCUGUUGUUUCCCAUCCGGUGUCUGAGCUAGUGGGGGGCACUUGCUGCCAAGCUUCUGUCUGCAGCUCCAGGGUUUAUUGGAAGGCCAUAGUCAAAUUUGCAUGGAUUUGGAGGUUAAAGGAGUUGCUGCAUCUCCUAGAAGGCAAGCUGAGCUGGCAUCAAGGGGGAAGAAACUUAGUCAAGGAUGGAGACCAAAAACAACUCACGGCGUUCGUCCAGCUGAGGUGCCAUGCCUUGAUUUAGGCAAGCUGGGAUCUUCAGAUGAGGAGGAUGGAAAUUCUUACAUACCAUUCAGUAAGAGGUAUCCUCGCAUUGGCCCUCCAGAUUCCUCUUCAACUGUUAGUUGGGGUACACCAUUACAGACGCCUUAUGCACAGCAUUAUCAGACACAACAGAUGACUAGAAAAUCUUGUCAGAAGAAAAUGGAGCUUUCUUUGUUGGAGCAAAAGACAAUACCAGAAAAUCUGCCACCCCCCACAGACAAAUACAAAUUAAAAUAUCAACAAUAUGAAGCAGAAAUGAAAGAGGGAUAUAAGCAGUAUUCUCAGAGAACUGUAGAAAAUAAAAUAAACAGUGCCCAGUUUCAGGAAUCGUCAAGAAAAACAGCAGAAAAAGAGGACCCGCAACCUGAAGAUAGGAGCGAUCAUGAUCUAUCGGCUCUUGAUGAGAAAGCCCUCUUGCAGCAAUGCUACACAAACAAUCCCUACACAAUACAGCAUAGCAUAAGGAAGUUAGAAGCUGAGGAAGUAGCUGCAGAGAGGAGAAAGCAAGCUGUAGUAGAGCAAGUGAUGGUGGAUCAGCUAUCUAGGGCUGUAAUAAGUGAUCCAGAGCAAAGUACAAACACUGGUACUUACCAGAGAGAUCAUACCUCUGCAGGUCUUGGGACAGCACCAUUGCGCUUUAGAAAAAGAACAUUACAUGAAACAAAAAUAAGGACCAGAUCCUCAUUAACUGAAAAUAUGCUUUCUAAUAAGUUACGCUUUGAUGGCAGAAUUCUGUCAAGGAAUGGACGUGAUGCUUGCAGAGAGCUGAUUGGAUUCUUUUUUAUGUAUGACAGAUCUCUUACUGUAUAUGAAUAUCGACAAUUUGGAAAAAAUAGAACAAAUGCCCUACCUUUCAUUCAGAAAGGAGUUUAUAGUCACCAGCGUGGACAAAGAAAAGGACAACAAUAUGAUCUUAAUGACUUACAUGUUGGUGCUAAUCUGACUUUUCUGAGUUGCAAUCUUAGCCUUCCAGAAAGUAUUAAACAGAAUGCAAUAUUUACCCUUCGUGUCACAAAUAUUGAUGAAGCUGCAAUGGACAUUCUAAAAACUACUUCUGUGGGAAUCAAGCAAGAUAUUACCCAGCAAGAGAUUGAUGAGAGCAGGGUUUUCAGGAUUGUUCAAGGUAUACUUAAAGAGAAGCUAAGUAAAAGGGGAGUUCGUGUUGUAACAAGAUUAGGAAAAUAUUUCCGAGAACUGGAUCAUAAGGGAGAUGGAGCCUUUUCUAAAGCAGUCUUUAAACAAGCUCUAACAUUAUUUCAUUUAGAAGUACCUGAAAAGGAUUUUGAGUCUUUGUGGCUUAUUCUUGAUGAUAACGGAAAUGAUAAAGUUGAUUAUGGGGAGUUCACUCGUGCCUUUAUUGGAGAAAUGAAUGAGUAUCGAAAAACAUUUGUUAGAAAAGCUUACAUGAAACUUGAUUUCAACAAAACCGGCAGAGUACCUAUGGUAGACAUCAGAAAGUGUUAUUGUGCCAAGAAACACUCCCAAGUGUUGUCAGGCGAUGCUACAGAGGAAGAAAUUAAAUCUUCAUUUCUAGAAACUCUAGAGCAUGUCUGCAGCAAUCCCAGUGAAGUAUCAUAUUGUGAGUUUGAAGAUUACUAUGAAGGAUUAAGUAUUGAAAUCAUGGAUGAUGAAGAUUUUGUUAAUAUUUUAAAGAAUGCUUGGGGAAUUUAGAACUGCAGAAUAUAUAGAAUGUAAAAAAAAGACUUUAAAUGAUGAUUAAAAUAUGAACAAUAAAUCCUCACAAGUUACUUUUUGAAUGAAUGUUUCAAAUUUGUUUUACUAGUCUGAAAAUAUUUGAGUCAAUUUUCAGAAGGGUAUAUAAGUUAUAUGUAAAGCUCCCUUUGAAUGUUUCUUUUUAUGUACAUUUUGUGUUUUAUUAAACAAAAUUUAUAAUAACUUUAUGCACUUCCCUCUGGAAGUAGGAUCACUUGUCUCAUUAAAAUAGUGUAGCUUAUUUUGAAAACAGCAGCCUAGAAUACAAAUAUAGGUGAAAGGAUACAUACAGGAGAAAACUUACUAUGCAUUAUAAUUACCAGUUGUAUUUUUCAGAAGCUUUAGAUUUGACUGUAUAUAUUAUAUAUGAGCAUUAUGGGUUUUUUUCUCUAAAAUGUGUUACUCACCAAAGAGGACAUUUAUUUUAUGAAAUGCAUAGGGCCAGAUUCUGCUUGGCUCUUAUGUUCAUCAGAGGACGUAAUUUAUUCCUCUCAUUUUCCCCCCAAGUUUCGGUAGGGGAGAGAGAUCUACAAUACUAAAAAUGUGCAUAGAAAAUUAAGAACAGUGCAUGCCUCCUUAAUGUUCUAAUUUGCAGAACAAAAUACAGUCUGUUCUGAAUAUAUUUACUGAUCUUCACUAGACUGAACCACAGGUUCUCCAAAAGAUUUUAAUUAAAUGCUUUUGACUAGAGUUUGGAUUUACUUUGCAUACUUGCGCUUAGGUUGCAUAAAUGUGUUCCAGGGCCUGUAAUGUACUUUCACUCUUAUAAUCUUUUGCUGAAUUGUUUUUUCAAACAAAUAAUAGAUUUAUGAUUUGUAGAUGAGUGGCUUACAUACAUCCUGCUGCUUUGAUCAUUAAUUUUGGUUAAACUCCUUAGUCCAAACUGAUAGGUGUAAAAGAAAAAUCUUUCUAAUGCAGCAAUCACACUACAAAAAAUAAAGUUCUAAUCCAUACUCUGUUCUAAUGUUUCUUACUACAGUAAAUAUUUAUUUAGCUGUACCUUUUAAUAAAGUAUAUUUUGUGAAU